AUGCCGGGUCCGAUGCACACCGAGUGCAGCUUCGUCCUUGUGGACCGGGAGUUCCAGGUGAGCUUCCACUUGCCGGAUGGCCAGGUGCAGGAGCGGACUUAUGGAACGAUCCCGAGCUACAGCAUCUUGUGGCAACAGGUGCACAAGUGGGUCGAAAAGACCUCUUUCACAAUUUCCCUGGACGACGUUGUCCUGACGAACAAGAACACCGCCUCCCAGCUCAGGGAGGUCGUUGGGGUUCAGGACGAGGCCGGCAGCCAGCUCGCAGCACACCUCACUGUGGCCUGGCGGCCUUCGGCCGACGCCGAGGAGGAGCAGCCCGCGGAGAAGGCCGUGGCGACCUGCGCAGCAAACGUCAGGCCAGCGGAGCCGCAGCCGAGCUCGAGGCCGCCGUGGGCCGCACUUCUGGGCCUUGGCGCCUUGGGCGCCGCCUUCGGCGCCCUGGGCCUGGCCAAGCUGCUCCGAUGGCGCUCCGAGUUCCGGGCCCUGAAAGAGGGCCAGGACUCGUUGGAGCGGAGCAACCGGCAGCUCCUGGACAGCAAAAACGAGGCCUUGCGGGUGAAGGAGUCGGCGGAGCGGAGGCUCCGGGAGUCCGAGCAGAACAACCGGGCUCUCACGCAGAGGACCGCGCGGCUGCAGGAUGAGAAGGAGGAGAAGGAGGCGUUGCUCCAAGACGUCGUGAAGCAAAGGAAGAUCGAGGCCCUGGGCGAGAGCGUCAAGCGCUACCAGGACGUCGACUUGCUCUUCAUGGUGGACUGCACUGGCUCCAUGCAGCCCUACAUCGAUCAGGUGAAGGGCACCAUCCACCACAUGGUCCGACGCCUGAAGAGCGCCUACCCGAAGUUGAAGUUGCGUGUGGGGUUCCUGGGCUAUCGAGACGUGCGCGACGCACGCCAGUUCGAGGUCUUGGACUUCACAGACGAUGUGGAGGCCUUCGCGCGACGUGUCGCGAAUGUCUUCGCCAGAGGGGGCGCCGACGACGCAGAAGACGUGGCGGGCGCCCUGCGCAAGGCCGUAGGCUUUGGCUGGCGGAGGCACGUGCGGGUCCUGUUCCACAUUGCGGACAUGCCCUGCCACGGCCGCGAAUAUCACGGCGACCAAGUGACGGACAACCACCCAAGCGGAGUCGGGAUUUCCAUACCGCAGCAGUUGCUGCGGCUGCGCUCACAGAAGGUGAACUACUAUUUCGGGCGCAUCAAAGAGCAUACUGACAAGAUGAUCAGGGUCUUCAACGAGCAAGUGCACCAGUCAGGGUCGGAGCCCUUUGUCAAGAUGGUGGCCAUCGACAACCCCCUGGACGUGCAGGAGGCCGUGGUACGGUCCGUCUGCACAUCCAUCGACCUGUCGAGUUCGCCGCCAAAAACAUUCAAAAAGGAGCUGGAGCUCGUGCUGUCUCCCGAGCAGCCCGAGUGGCAUCUCCUUGAAGCAAGGCCUUGCCGCCGCGGUCGCCGACUCUCCUGGGAGGUGCCCAGCUGCCUGGCAGACUGCGGGGCCCCCCUCGGCGCGGCGCGCGCCGCCGCCGCGGACUUCGUGGUGCAUUCGGAGCCCUUCGCCCAGGGCAUGUCGCGGCGCUGCUUCUGGGGCCUCCACCGGCGCCGCAAGAAGGAGCCCUGGACCCGGGCGGUCUUCAAGCAGUUCCGCAAGGGCCCGGAGAAAGGCCGCCACGACGACUACGAGGCGGAGGUGGAGAAGGCUCUGGUGGCCGAGUUCUUUGCCCGGAAGUACAGCCGGCGCUGCAAGCCAACGCGCAAGAUCCGAGUCCUGGUCCCCGACGUCAUCGAGGACAAGGAGGGCAGAGCCUACUGCGUCGAGGAAGUUCUGCCAAGGGGGUUCGUGAAGUACAACGACAACAAGGCUUCCUGGGAUCCGAAGGUCUACGACCCCGUCCUGGGCGACUUCUGCAGGUGGACCUACGAAUUCUCAGCGGGCGCCUUUAUGGUGGUUGACCUCCAGGGAGUCUCAAACGACGAGGAGUUCAUACUGACAGAUCCCGCCAUACUUCAUUCGGACGUCCGGAGAUUUGGCAGCACCAACACAGGGCCUGAGUUCAUGCGACAAACUUUGGAAAGUAUCCCCCAGCUGCUCUCCAAGCUUUAG
Symbiodinium natans is the source of this 2097-nucleotide messenger RNA. Lineage: Eukaryota; Dinophyceae; Suessiales; Symbiodiniaceae. The record is from the annotation of a GenBank genome assembly.